Molecule: messenger RNA, 2010 nt
Organism: Vicia villosa (hairy vetch)
Lineage: Eukaryota; Viridiplantae; Streptophyta; Magnoliopsida; Fabales; Fabaceae
Exons: 3
Coding region: 367-1695 (442 amino acids)
Source: RefSeq, a predicted model, not a curated record
UGAGAGUCGAAACAAACGACUUUGUCUUCCUCAAUCCAUCCAAUUGCAGACUUAUUCCAAACGACACUUCCUAUGCACAAUUCUUACGCCUUUCUUUUUCCGUUUCAUCAAAAUUCACACUUUUCCAUCAACAAACUAUAACAAUAAACAUAAAAACACACACCAUCCUCACCGUUCAUCUCACUUUUCACCUCCACCAAAACGACACACACGCGCCAUUUUCAAAACACAAAACGCAACAUCAUUAUCAUCACAAUCCAUUUCAAAAUAAAUAGUAAGCAUAGAAAAAGUCGCAACGAACUAAAACAGAAACAAAAAAGAAAAAAGAAAAAAAUCGAACAAGUUAGAAGUUUUCAGCUUAAUGUAAUGCAUCAAAAGAAAUCGGAAAUUCAGAUCGGAAAAGAAAGCACCGGAAUCUCUUCCGAUUUCAACCCUAAACUCUACAAUUCAAUUCAUCACAAACAACAACACCAUCACAAUUCUUCACCAAUUCAUCAUCAUCAUCAUCAUAAUCAUCAUCAUCACAAAAACAACAACAAAUUCAAAUCCCAUAAAUCCCUAAAAUUUUUCAAUUUCCCCCAAUUGUACUCACUCUCCCUCGCCGCACUCCGCCGUCUCCGCCACCGUUUCCGAUUCGUUCUCCUUCUCUCCUUUCCGUUCUUCUACUUUCUUCUCUCCCGUCCUACUCACUCUUUCUUCUUUAACUUCCUCUCCGCCUUCGCUUUCUCGGCUGCGCUCUUCUUUGUUCUCUCCCUCAAAUUCAAAUCCGCACCGUCGCUUCCGAUAGUUCUGUCUGUGAAGCGGUGGCAACGGUGGCAGAGGUGGCGGCUGUGGCGGCGGAGGUGGAAGGAGAAUAAAGAGGAGAGGAACAAGUUAGCGAGCGCGGUGGUUGUGUUAGAGGUUAGGGUUUAUUCGAACGGCGACGUUUAUGAAGGUGAGAUGAAGGGUGGGAAGUGUUGUGGGAGUGGGGUUUAUUACUAUAAUAUGAGUGGGAGAUAUGAAGGGGAUUGGGUUGAUGGGAAAUAUGAUGGGUUUGGGGUUGAGACUUGGUCUAAGGGGAGUAGAUACAAGGGUCAGUAUAGAGAUGGAUUGAGACAUGGGUUUGGGGUUUAUAGAUUUUAUACUGGGGAUGUUUAUGCUGGGGAAUGGUUGAAUGGACAGAGUCAUGGUUCUGGUGUUCAUACUUGUGAUGAUGGGAGUAGAUUUGUUGGAGAGUUCAAGUGGGGUGUUAAGCAUGGUCUUGGCCACUAUCAUUUCAGAAAUGGAGAUACAUAUGCUGGUGAAUAUUUUGCAGACAAGAUGCAUGGUUUUGGGGUAUACUGUUUUGCGAAUGGUCAUCGUUAUGAAGGAACCUGGCAUGAGGGGAAAAGACAUGGUCUUGGAAUGUAUACAUUUAGAAAUGGAGAAACUCAAUCAGGUCACUGGCAAAAUGGAGUCCUUGACAUUCCGAGCACACAGAAUGCCACAUAUCCAGUUUCGCCAGUGGGUGUCAAUCAUUCCAGGGUACUUAAUACAGUGCAGGAAGCUAGAAGAGCAGUUGAAAAAGCCUAUGAUGUAGCCAAGGUAGAUGAAAGAGUGAAUAGAGCAGUAUCAGCAGCUAAUAGAGCAGCCAAUGCAGCUAGAGUGGCUGCUAUCAAGGCGGAAAAAAAUGAAAUGCAUCAUGUUAACGAGAGCAUCUCAAUUCCCAUUUUGUGACACUAUCAACUACAACUUUUGUUUUAGUAGAUUAGCAUGAGAUUGUGGAAGAGAUUUUUAGCUAGCUACUCUUAUGUAAACUGCCAUCAUCUCCACCAGUUGCUGGCUGAAAGCAAGCAGAUUUAUUAACUAUCUGCUAUGAGUAUUGUAUAGAGGGAGGGAAGGUGAUUAGUGACGAUGUUCAUUCAUAUGGUAAAACUAUGUGCAUUUGUUUUAUUCUCUUUAACUUUGCCUAUAGUUUUGUAAAUUUAUGUAUAUGCUGGUGAAAUAUUGUAAGAUAGCAUGGUAAAAAUAAGAGAACAAUUUUUCAUAAGA